AGCGGGGGCAGUUGCUCAAGGGAGCCAUUUGUUGGACGACUCCUUCCUGUGAUGCACAGGCCAGAGUUUCACGUGCGGCAGGCGAGGGCUUUGCGCCCUGGACGGAAGUCUUGACCCGGAAGGGGAGGUUCGCACGUGUGUCCCUGCCCGCUGCUGCGUCCUCCGGGGCCCAUUUCCCACGUGUGUUUUUUUCUCCCCGUUGUCCCUUUCUGCUGCGCUGUCACCAGCAUGGCCGGGGAUGGCAGCAACGGCAACCCAGGGGAGACGGCGGUGCCGCUCGCCCCGGCUCCGAUCUCACACCCGGGCAGGCUCCUGGGCCAGAACCGGCAGUUUCUGGACUUCUUCUGGGAUAUCGCCAAACCGGAGCAGGAGAUCCGCUUGAGGGCCACGGAGGAACUGCUGAGCUACCUGCGAGAGAACCAGAAAGAUGAUGAACUGUUGAAGUACACCUUGAAGCGCCUGAUUGAUGGAUUGGGAGCAACGCGAGAGGCAGCCCGCCCAGGAUUCAGCUUGGCAUUGGCUCAGGUAUUGCAGGUUUUUGAGGAGAUCCCCCUCCUCAAAGCCCUAGACCAGAUCAAAGAAAAAUACAACCUUGGAAGCAUCAAGAAGAAACUCUUCCGGAAUGCUCUGUUUGGACACUUCUUCGGAGUACUGGCUCUCUUCCAAUCUGGACGCCUUCCAAAGGAUUCAAAGGCUCUCCUUGGGUGCGUCCAGCUUCUUCAGAGCCUUUCGGAGCACCGCGCCCAUCUCAAGGACCUCCCGAGGAAGACCUUGGCUGAUAUCGUCUCCGAGAUUCCAGAAGCCGUGUUUGAAGACGUCCUCUUCAGCAUCUUGGAGGACGACCUCACCUCAGCCUUCAGCACUCCGGAGCAGCUUUACCUCCUGUUGGUGGGCAUCCAGAAGUUCCCCAGGGUUCUCCGGCCACAAAAACUGAAGGCUCUCUUGGGCACAGCCGCCAUCGUCACAGCGGAAAAUAUUCCCAGGCUUGUGGAGGUUUUGAAAAUGGCGGCCAAGUCGGAGAAAAAGGACAGAACUCUCCCGACCGUCGGGCUGGACUUGAUGAAGGUCGCCGUGAAGGAAGGCACCUUCGAGCUCUUCUGGAAAGAAGCCGUUGAGAGCGGGUUGCUGAAAGACAACGUUGGACCCUGCAGUUAUAUGUGUUACCGGCUGCUGGGCAGUGCCCUCCCGCUCCUCUCGCUUAGCCAGCUCAAGAUGGUUCUCCGAGGGGAAGUUAUGCGCCAUUAUGGGAUCCAUGUUGUGUCAACCCAGCUCCACGGUCGGUUUAAGUUUGCCCCAGAGAUGGAGGCCUAUGUCGGCUCGUUCUUGGAAGGAUGCAGCGACCCGGAAAAGCAGCUAGCAGUGGUGAUCGGCUUCUCCACCCUCACCAACCAAGGCUACCCGGCUGUGCCCACCUUCUGGAAAGUGUUGAGGCACCUGCUUCCCGCUGCAUUGCUGAAGUACACUGGCUGGCUGAAGGCCAUGUUCCUCAGUCCGGACUUUGACAGCUGCGUGGAGUUUGCAACCAAGCGGCAGCAGCUAAACGAGAAGAAAAGCGACGUGGAAAUGACCGAUCGCUGCGUUGCGCGGCUGAGGAAGUGGAUCAUCGCUCGGCUCGCUGGCAUCGUUGAAAACCCACAAAUCAAGAAGGAGGAGGAGUUUGUGACUGACGUGACCAGGUUCUGCUUCUUUCACGCCUUUUUCAAGACCAAGAAACAGAUCCCUGAGAUAAUAGAGACGAAAACCACCCCAUCGGUCCCUCUGAAAGAGCCGUCCCGCGCAGCAACCGCAAACUCGUUUUUCAGUUUGCUUCAACAUUUGAACACGAUGCCCGCCCUGGGGGACUCCGCCGGAGCGGAAGAAAUGAGGAGGAAGCACCUCCAUGGCUUGACCACCAACGGGGACACGUGGCUGUACCUCAUUGUCCAGUAUGCCAAGGUCCUCUUUUUGCACCGGGAGCAGGUCGCGGUUGUGGUCCCAUUUGGUGACGAAGAGCAACUUGCUUGGAACCGAAUGCUGCUGACAGUGGAAGCCCUGAGGAGGAAAGAGAAGAAAAGCUACCACUUGAAAUCCUCUGCCUUCCAACACCUGCUGCUGUUGGUUGGUAUCCACCUUUUCAAGUCUCCCGCAGAGUGUGUGAACCUUCUGAGCGAUCUGCAGAACUGCACCCAGAGAGCGUUUGGUGAGAAACCCAAGAGGAAAAAGGCGGCUGCAGCCGGUGGCGAAGAAGAGCCAGACUGGGUGGAGGUGAUUGUCGAAGUCCUCCUUUCCCUCCUGGCCCAGUCCAGCGGGCUGAUCCGGCGGGUCUGCAAAAGCGUCUUUGGCCUUGUCUGUCGGCACAUGACGAAGGGUGCCCUGCAGCUCAUCCUGGAUGUUCUUGACCCACGGCACAACCAGGAUGAAGAAAGCGCCAUUGUCGUGACAGAAGAAACUGAGAAGAGGAAAUCUUUGCCCAAGGAUGAGAGUGAAGAGGACGACAGCGGGGAGAGUUCUUCUGGCGAAGACAGCUCUGACGAGAGCGAGGAGGGAAGCAAAGGGGGGGAGGAGGAGGAGGAGGCUGCGGAGACGGGCAGCGAAGACGAGGAUGUCGAGGACGCCGAGAAAUUCCGCGCCACGCUGCAAAGUGUUCUGCAAGCUGGGAACGCGCUGGGUGGCGAUGACAGCGACGAGGACGUCGACGAUGAAGCCAUGAUGUCCCUCGAUGAGAACCUGUCGGCGCUCUUUGCCGAGCAGAAGAAGCGCAUCCAAGCCAAGAAAGACGAGAAGGAAAAGAUGCGUAGGGAGAAAAUUUUACGCCGAGAAUUCAAGAUCAAGGUCCUGGAUUUGGUCGAGGUGUUCCUGGCGAAGCAGGCGGAGAGCCCCCUCGUGUUCGGCGUCAUCGACCCGCUGCUCUCCGUGAUCGAACAGAGCAUGAGCUCCGAGUCAAACCAACAGGAGCAAGAGUACCUCCGGAAGACAGCGGACAUCUUCACGAAUCAUUUAUGUAGAUCCAAGCAGUACUGCAAGAAUGUGGCCCCUAUCCGUGAGGAACUGCAUGCCCAGCUGGAAAGCAUGGUGAAGAGAGCUUGGAGGCAGAGCGACUCCUCGGUCGCCCUUUACUGUUUCAGUGGCUCUUUGUACCUCUUCCGAGUAUUGAAAGGAAAUGCUUCUGUCGAAGCAGCUCCAGAGAUUGCUCAGCCGAAAAAGAAGCUGAAGAGCAGCAAAGAAACCGGUGCCUCAGCUGGCCAGGCCCCUGCCCUUGGCAGCCUUGACCUGAGGCGAGUGUCAGCUGUGUACAAGGAGGCUUUGAACCUGUUUUUGACGAAACGCAAGAGCCCGCUGACAGGAUCCAUGUUCCUCGACCUCUUUGAACGGCACCCGAUCAUGUGCAAUCAGCUGAUUGACACUGUUGUCAAGUCGAUCACGGAGGGUGCCCGGCAACACCAGCAGGCCCAGGCAUGUGUCCUCCUUCAGAAAGCUCUGCAGACCCGAGAUUUCAAGCUCUCACUAUCUGAAAAUGAAUGGGAGGCCCUGAUUCGGGAGAGCAUCAGCCAGGUCACAGAGACUUUGAAGACAGUGAGUGAGAUCAAGAUCAAGGUCGACCAAGAAAAGAUCAUCAAAUGUCUGGAGCUACUGAACUACCUCAUCAAAACGGUGAUCCAACAGAAGCUGAAUGUGGAUCUGACAGAGCUUGGUGAUGUGCUCCAGGCGCUGAGUCAGCAUGGAGGCUUUGGGAAAUCCGCACGACUCGACGAUAUCUACUGGAACGCCAUGAAGCUACUGGGCUUCACGCGGCCGCCAAAGGAGAAAGCCUCAGCCCAGCCAGAGAAACCAACUGGAGCAGAGCCGCCAAAGCGGAAGAAAAAGGGUUUCCUCCCGGCCACCAAGAAACGCACAAACCGCAAGAAGGCCCCGCCCAACCAGGCCCAGGAGAACGGCACCGAGAGGAGCGGCAAAGAAGCCAGCGCCAUUGGAGCCAGCGCCACCCCUGUGGGGAAGAAGAAGAAAAAAAGGAAGAGGAAGAACCGAGGGGGGGGCGGGCAGGGCCAAGCGCCCAAGGAGGGUCCUCCAGCAAAGAAGCGGCCACCAGGGGGCAACAAAGAGGCGCACACGCAGCAGGGCAAUUUGAAGCGGCAGCAAAGGAGGCGGAAGCAAAAAAAGGCAGCGGAGGCCUAAUUUGUGAAGAGAGGGACUUCUGGAGAAUGGGGAUGCGUAGAGCAGCCUUCGCCCACCUGGUGCACCCUCCAGAUGUUUCGGACUACAACUCCCAGUUGGGCGAAGGCUGGUACAGAGAAAAUCUUUUGCACCGUUGUUUGGUUUAAAUUAUCCAUGUUGCUGAGCACAAAUGUAUGGAUCAAAUCUUUUUUUAAAAAAGAAUUUAUUUUAAAAAAACCCGAAAGAAUUCAACUUAACUAUACUACUAUAAUCAUACUAUAGUCUACUCCUACUGGUAAUACAUUACACCUGCUUGCAACGCAACUGCUGUGCUCCAGAGUUUGCCAGCCUUGAAACUGGAAACGGGUUUGGCUUCCUCAGCUAAACGCGCGCGGAAAAGCGGUACUCUAAGGAGCCACAAAUGCAUUUGGUGUUUACAUUGAAACCGUGUCUUUUAUUUGAUGUGGAUUAAACCGAAUCUUCCACAAACUUUCAGAUUUAUGGUGACCCUCUUCAAAUUAGAGAUAGCCUGGCCUUUUUUUAAAAAAAAAAUAACAUAAGGCUUGCAAAGUUACUUUAUUGUUGAACGAAUGCAGUUUUUAUAACUCACGGAUAAAAAUGUAAAAACAAAAU
Molecule: messenger RNA, 4764 nt
Organism: Rhineura floridana
Lineage: Eukaryota; Metazoa; Chordata; Lepidosauria; Squamata; Rhineuridae
Gene: MYBBP1A
Product: MYB binding protein 1a
Exons: 27
Coding region: 229-4152 (1307 amino acids)
Biological process (GO): regulation of DNA-templated transcription
Cellular component (GO): nucleolus
Molecular function (GO): RNA binding; transcription corepressor activity; sequence-specific DNA binding
Source: RefSeq, a predicted model, not a curated record